This is a messenger RNA of Plenodomus lingam JN3, 774 nucleotides long. RefSeq lists its product as uncharacterized. The record is from RefSeq and is a predicted model, not a curated record. Lineage: Eukaryota; Fungi; Ascomycota; Dothideomycetes; Pleosporales; Leptosphaeriaceae.
AUGACAGAUUCCUCCCCUGACUACUACGCCGAUUUGGGCAUCUCAGCGGGAGCCACGACUGCAGCCAUCAAAGCUGCUUUCCAUGCGCUCGCCAGACAGCACCACCCCGACAAGACGGGCGGCGGAGAUUCCACCGCUUUCCGCACCGCACGCGAGGCUUUUGAGAAGCUGAGCGACCCCGACUUCCGCGCCCAAUACGACCACGCUCGUCGCUCCACCGCGCGCCCUGGCAACGCCGACGUAGUUGUCGAGGAAGAGGACGUCUUCGGCCCCUUCGGCCCCUUCGGCCAUACGCGCACCGAGCAGUUUGCCGCAGCAGACGAAGCCAGGAGACGAAGCCCACCGCCCACCAAGCCCAAGCGAGGGUCUCAAGAGCCAAGCUGGGCCUACUACAAUGGCAGGGCGUUCACGGCCUGGGUCAAGAGGGACAGGGAAUGGAGAGAGCGCCACCCCGAGCCAGCCAUGUUCGAGGCGGAUGAGCAAGAACCACUCGACCCCUCGUCCACUGCCUGCGUCGCCCACGGCCUCCGCGUCAAGAUGAGUGAUCACCCCGCCUCCCGCGAGUUCUGCUCCAGUCCUGCUAGCGGCUGGCAAGUCCAGGCAGCUGGUCAGGACAUCUGCAUAUUCUGUCUAACCAUGCAUAACGGUGGCAGUCGCUGUCCCAGAUGCCAGGCCCUCGCCUGUCCCGCCUGUCUGCGUGAGAUCAUUGGUCGAGAGAGGGAUGCGCGCUCAAGUUGGACGUCGGGCUUUGCGUAUCGUCCUGGCGGUGGCUAG